CUGUAAACGCCGCGGGCAGCGCAGUCGAGGAAAAAAAACUGAGCGGUUGUGGGUGUCGUGCGUUCGAUUGUUUUCGGCAGGAAAAAACUCGUGAAAUCAAAGAAAGACCCGCAAACGCGCUUCGACCUGACUCGCUUUUGAUUCGGCUCGGAAUUUCAGGGAAAUAGCGGGAGGCGACGCGGAAAUUAAGGACUCGAGUUGUUGUGGCUUAGCCUGGAAACACAAAUAAGGAAGGGGAGAGGAGGAGAAGAUUUCAGUGAGAAGGAGGCAGAAACAAGGAGUGCAGAAGGAGAGAAAGAGAGGGCAGCAUCGGCAGUCAGUUACCGUUAUCACGACCGGCAAUAACAAAUCAUGUUGAUCUCGUGCAAGUGCUCGAAUUUCGUUGCCUCGACCUCGAAAUUGCAGCGCAGCAACAGCGGCGGCGGCCCCGGCCUGGCCAACGGUUAUCCUGGGGCGGGCGGCACGCCUAUCGGCGAGGUGCCCCUCUCCACCCUGCUGUCGCAGGUGUUCCAGCAGAAGUACCCGCGCGACUUUGUCUUCUACAGCCAGUUCAUGGAUUUCUUCAAGCACGCCUACGGACCCAUUCCAGACCUCACCGUGGCCGUGAUCAACCAGCGGGAGCUGCUGUUCGGCCUCACUCUGGACGCCGCCGGGCAAAGCUGGCAGCUCAGCCUGUGCAUCAACUGCAAGGAGGUGCUGUGCGCCAAGCGACUGACGGCGGGGGCCGGAGCCACGCCCACGCUCUACCUCAUCAACUGCACGCUGCUGAGCAGCAGCGAGGAGCUGGCCCAGCGCAAGUCCAACAAAUCCUACUCGGAGACCUUCGAGCUGCUGAUCAUGGACCAAACAGGCGCUGGCGACUCCCAGUCUCUAACCAGUGGAAUAUCCAACUCCGCCUCGAGUAUGAGCAUUGGUUCGCUCUCGGCGAAUCCCACAGAUGCCAGGCUGCAGAGGCUGAGGAUGAUCCAGGCGCACCAGCAGGCGCGCUUGCAGGAGGAGAUUUUGGAGACGAACGAGCGAAUCGAGCGGUAUACGCGCAAUCAGUUCCAGUUGCUGAACAGUUUCCGGGAGAAGUCGGAUCAGGAUUGUGCGUUGCUAUUCAGACUUAUCCGUGCGUUGCCCGAGCAGGCCUCGGAGCUGCUGGAUCGUGCCAUGCCCCCCGCCUUAGAUGUGGCGGCUAAUCAGCCGCAGAGUGCCACUGCCAGGCGCAGGAACACCAUCAGUAGUCGGCGGGAAUUGAAUGGUGGACCCACCACGCCCACCACCACCUUGAAUCAUCCGCCCAGCUUCCUUACACUAAACCAGCAGCCGCAACAACAGUUGCAGUCGCAACAGCAGCAGCAGCAACAGCAUCAGCAACAACAGCCAUUGCAGCAGAGCGUCUCGGUGGCCAGGAAGAUGUCGCACUUCGACACACCGCCCGCCACCCCAGAAGCCACGCCCAUGAGCGUGGGCAACAGUCCCACCUUCCGGCAGCAAUCGGCCACCUCCGGUGGUGCUGGUGGUUUACCCACCCAGAUGUUGGCCACCCACGGCGGGGGUCAGUCCAGUGCAGCCGAUGAUGCGGAUGACUGUCUCUUUGACCUAGAGGAUGUGGAUGCUCCGGCGCCGCCGCCGGUUCAGUCCGUGCCAGUGCCCAGCUACCCGCGCAGCCUGAUUUAUUUGCAGGAGCACCACGACACGUCGUUCCGGCAGAUGAGCCAGCAAAAUGGCUUGGGUGGAGUGCUGGACGAUGAGGCUGCCGACGAAGCUGAAGAUGCUCUCGACCCGGACAGCUCCAUUUCCAUACCCACGCGAGGCGGAAGAGGCGGUCGCCCCAGCCAGGCGCAGUUGAUGAACUUCGCCAAGAGUCUGCCCAUCGAGAUUGCCAACACCACGCUGGCCGAGCGAGCUGCUGCGGCCAACAAUAACAAUUAUGCGCUGGGAGGCGAAGAGGUGAGAUCACCAUUAAAGAGCCCUAAUGCACAAGAAACUAACGAUUUACUUCUCGAUCAGGGAAUGGACAACAUCGACAUAGCGGCUAGCAUCCAAGCGCUAACCAAAAGCGUCCAUGGCGAGGCUGUGUUUGGCGACUUGCCACGUCCCCGCCUGCGAUCUCAGAUCGAGGGCUAGCCAGGAGGGCUGGGAUUUCGGAGUCACCACCACGUACACAUAAAUAAUAUAUCAGCUCGUAAUCCGCAUACUUGUUUGUUUGCCUGUUGCCUAGCCGCCUUGAAGAUUGUUUUCGCUAUCUAAACUAAAUUAGUUGCUCAACGAAACAAGGACACACGAAGCGCCUUUCACCACAGACACCCAACCCCCCACAUAAAACACAUAUGAAACCACAUACGCACCACCUACCAACUACUAAGUACCAACUAAGCAGACAGUUUGCAGUUUCUUUAAUUAUAUAUCGCCUAUAAGUUUUCUUUCAUUUUUCGGAUGAUCUUCGACUGGAAAUGUGUAUUUUCUUCGUACGACGAGUGUACGGCUGUCGUUGGCUGUUGCACAUUGAGUUAACUAACUGAUAAUGAUACUGAUGAUGUUGUUAGUUUAUACAAUGAAUAAUCUAGUAUACAUAAACAUUAUAUAUAUUAUACAAUACAUAAAGAAAGCCCAGCUCCAGCUGUGACGCCGGCAAGACGCACCACAAAGCGUCCAAUCUAA
Messenger RNA from Drosophila biarmipes, 2646 nucleotides. It is a transcript of the gene PRAS40, whose product is annotated as capon-like protein. The record is from RefSeq and is a predicted model, not a curated record. Gene Ontology annotation, cellular component: cytoplasm. NCBI's taxonomy places the organism in Eukaryota, Metazoa, Arthropoda, Insecta, Diptera, Drosophilidae. Gene Ontology annotation, biological process: neurotrophin TRK receptor signaling pathway; negative regulation of TOR signaling; negative regulation of protein kinase activity. The coding region runs from base 352 to 2112 and encodes 586 amino acids. The transcript has 3 exons.